Molecule: messenger RNA, 857 nt
Organism: Pararge aegeria (speckled wood butterfly)
Lineage: Eukaryota; Metazoa; Arthropoda; Insecta; Lepidoptera; Nymphalidae
Product: mid1-interacting protein 1-B
Exons: 2
Coding region: 191-700 (169 amino acids)
Biological process (GO): regulation of lipid biosynthetic process
Cellular component (GO): cytosol
Source: RefSeq, a predicted model, not a curated record
AGGACGCUCCCCACUUCUCGCCAAACGUCAAAUCUCGCGAAAGCGUACGGUCGCUUGUGCUCUGUGAAAAUUAUUUUAAAAAAUCAGUUCGCGACAUUUCGUAAGCUCUCAUUAUAAACGUCAGUUAUAAAUUCCAAGUGAAAAAUAAGGACGUGUGUGUUCAGUGAUAUUUAAGAUCUUUAAAUAAUACAUGAAGAUGUCUUUCAAUACCGACAUAUCGACCAAAUUGGAGAACAGCAGGAACAGCUUGAAGAAAAUUGCGCGAAAUGACAACACUGAAUUCUCUAAACAGAGUGUCUUGAACGACAUGGAGAAGUUCGUCAAAACGGUAAACACCAUGGACGAGACGGUGCUGGUGCCAUGUCGAUUGAUGAACCUGCCACAGGAAGGUGACGAUGACCCGUUCAGCCUAUUCGCUAUGCUGAACGAUUUGAAGACUGAAUUGUUGUGGGCGGGAGAGGCAGAGGAGCAAGUAGAGCGUGGAAGGCGUAUUAGUGACAUAAGUGACACGGAGAGCGACGCUUCAAGUGCUGCCGGAGACUCUGGAAUAGACGGAGAAGACGAAAGGGAAUCCGCAGCCAGAUCCGCCGCUGCCUGUCGACGUCACCUUAGAGGACUCCGCUACUGUCUACGCAAUCUCACUGCAGCCGCAGCACACCUCACAAGAUCCUAUCAAGAAGAAGUAGGAUCACCUGUGUAGACUCAAAACGCUUUUUGCCCUGUGAUUGAAACCUCUCCCACACGUUGUACAUAUAGGUUAAGCGGCCCACUGUAAAUAUAGGUUAUAGGGCUGGGGCGUGUAUGGGGAAUCUCAGUAAGUUAUGUGGUUAUUAUUUAAAUAAACUUAAUUUUGAUUA